ACAUCCCCCACGACGAGCUCCACUACAUCAAGCACAACUACAACAUCGCCCACGACGAGCUCCACUACACCCAGCACAACUACAACAUCGCCUACAACGAGCGCCACGACCUCAAGUACCACAACAUCGACGACAACAACAACGAAAUUCUCAGGUUAUUAA
Molecule: messenger RNA, 162 nt
Organism: Haliotis rubra (blacklip abalone)
Lineage: Eukaryota; Metazoa; Mollusca; Gastropoda; Lepetellida; Haliotidae
Exons: 3
Source: RefSeq, a predicted model, not a curated record